Molecule: messenger RNA, 2229 nt
Organism: Fonsecaea erecta
Lineage: Eukaryota; Fungi; Ascomycota; Eurotiomycetes; Chaetothyriales; Herpotrichiellaceae
Exons: 6
Coding region: 1-2229 (742 amino acids)
Biological process (GO): regulation of DNA-templated transcription
Cellular component (GO): nucleus
Molecular function (GO): DNA-binding transcription factor activity, RNA polymerase II-specific; zinc ion binding; transcription cis-regulatory region binding
Source: RefSeq, a predicted model, not a curated record
AUGAGUUCUAGUUCGUCGGCAAACCACGAUGUCACGUCUGGUUCGGCCCAGGCAAAGCAGGCCGCGUGUCUCGAAUGUCGCCGGAGCAAGGUAAAAUGCACACGCGACCUUAACGCCCCGGUGUGUCGGAAGUGCCAACAGGCCGGCUUGCAAUGCAUUACGCCGGAGUACCAUGUGGGAAGGUAUAAGGGCGUCAAAAACAAGAGGACCGGGCUAGAAAAGGCAAUCUAUCAGGUCGAGCAGGCGCUGAAGAGGAACCGGGAUGGCUCUGUUGGGCUUCCUUCUGAGGUUGAAGCCGACCUGCGACAGUUGAUUGGGGCUCCUCAGACAAGCACUGUUCUUGAGCGGAAAACCAGCUUAACCACUCCAGCGACAAACCAUCCACAGCUGUUUCUUCAGCCACGCCCAAGUCUAGUUCCCAGCGAGGAUAAUGGCGUAGCGGAGGAUAUUCAGGAAGAGCCUGCUACAGAGCAUGGCGAAAAGCCCGACGAACUCGCACUCAACAAUGCCGACAAUCCCUUGCAACUGCUUGCCAUGGCUUCGGUGCUUCCCGGUCAGUCGCCCUCAACCGUAAUGUCGACAUCGCCGGCCGGCGUCGCAUCGCAUCCAGGAACCAAUGACGCAAACCCCGGCGACGCCGAACUACAGCAGUUUUUCGGGUCGCUGAUGCCCAGGCUGGACAAUUCUCCGGAUCUCGACCCAAUUGAUUUAGGACUCGUGACACAGGACGAAGCCGAUUCACUGUUUGCGUAUUUCUAUGAACGACUAUCCCACACGAGAUGGGGUCUUGAUCCCACCCUCCAUACAGCUUCGUUUGUGAGGUCGAGGUCCGCCUUUCUGUUCACCUCCAUUCUCGCCGCCUCUGCCUUAUUCCUCCCCAAAGCGGAGGCAUUGUUGAAGCGACUCUCCAACCACCGAAACUAUCUCGCACAAACCGUGAUCUUCAAAAGAAAUAGAUCAGUGGAGAUCGUAUUAGCUUUCAUGGUCAAUAUUCCUUGGAUGACGCCUGCGAAACACUGGGCAGACGAUGAGACGUGCGCUCAUCUCUCGAUGGCGCUGAGCUUGGCAUUGGACCUCUCAUUGAACAAAAUUGUGGUUCCUUCUCCUACGAUUCGUCCCGCAGGCUUCCUUGAUCGGGUCUCCAAAGCCGAUUGUAUUGACUCCACAAAGGCUCUACAGCUAGAUGGAUUUCCGCAGGUUGAUCCAUCUUCGAUCCUAGGUCGACGUUUACUGAGAACACGUGAGCGCGUCUGGCUGGCCUUGUUCGUCCUUGAUCGAGGUAUCUGCCUCGCAAGGGGAAGGCCGUAUGCGGUUCCGACCGGGCCCUUGGUAGACAGCUGUGAUACGUGGCACAUCUCUGACAUUGCCGAUCGAUGGGAUGGUAGUGUCGUCUCUGCUGCCGUGCUAAGGCGAGACUUGGUCGGGCUCCUUGCAAGCGUUCGCGAAGCUUGCGACGGAAAUCAAGGUAUCAAUGGUGGCCCGGCAGCCGUGAGAUUCUUGAAAGACAAGAUCGACCGCUUCUUCGAGCAGUGGUAUGCCGUAUGGUCACGUCAAAUCACACAAGACGAUGGUCAACUACCUCCCUACGUCGAGAUCCUGGUCUCUCACACCAAGCUUUCCACAUACUGUAACGUCGUCAACCACCCAACUGCGUCGAAUGACGUGAAACAAUUCUUUCGUGCCGCAGGGCUGGCAUCAGCCAUGAAUGUCAUGCGUGCAGCAGUCCAGGGCGAGAACCGACUCAAAUCGAUGCCCAACAAUACAGUCAUCAUGGUCUCUUUCGCGGCGACUUUUGCUCUGGCCCUUGGUACCACAAGUCUAGGAAACCGAGUCAUGCUGGCUCCGAAUGCGAGAGCACUUAUUGAAGAGACAAGCCAGGUGUUGGAAAGGAUCGGCAGCUCCCCAAGACACCGCAGGGGCUUAUCCGUCCUUUUCGCAAGGCAUAUCCGGCGGAUCAUGCAGAGCUCCGUUCUCAGCCCUCCCGAAGAUAACCAGAGCUUCGUCGCGGGACCUUCAGAGCAAGCUCAUCAGCAAAAUCACAACGCUGACCACGACUCCAUACGAACAGCUUCGAUACCCGCUCCCAAUGUCCCCUUGGACCCGUAUGUCUUCAACAUGACCGACGACCAGAUCCUCGAAGCCAUCAACAACGCUAGUACUUCACAGGACUUGUUCCAACUCGACGAGACCAUGUUUUUCGACUGGCUGGACUGGCCCAAUCUCACUUGA